CGGAAGAGAGAGAGAGAGAGAGCAGCAGCAGUUUGAUGAGAUUUCAAGAAGCUUCUCUUCGCUCUCUUGCUAACAUACGCACACAUCCACCUUCAUUUUCCGGCAGCUUUCUGACACUUUUCAACGUCGUCUGGCGUUCCUACGCUGGAUUCCGAUCGCGGAGAUGGGAAUACGAUGAGUAGCUUUUGGUCCAUGUCUCUAUCCUGCCACGAUUGUUUAUCCGAUCUCCUCUGCGCCGAGGACGCCGGAAUCCUCGCCGGAGAUGAGCCGGAAUACUCACCGGAUCUGGAAUUUCCGGAGGAUAUCGAGGAAUCUAUCAUCGCUGGAUUCGUAGAGGGAGAAGGAGUGUACGCGCCCGGAUUCGAUUAUCCGGCGAGGUUCCGGUCGCGGUCCCUCGACGCUUCCGCCCGUGAGGAGGCCGUCGGGUGGAUUCUCAAGGUGCAUGCCUAUUACCGUUUCCAGGCACUAACGGCCUAUCUUGCCGUUAACUACAUGGAUAGGUUCCUCUCAACUCACCGUUUGCCGCGGUCGAAUGGGUGGCCAUUACAGCUCUUAUGUGUGGCCUCUCUGUCGUUAGCUGCAAAGAUGGAGGAAACCCUAGUUCCUUCUUUCCUCGAUCUUCAGAUUCAAGGUGCACGAUUCAUAUUCGAACCAAGGACAAUCCGCCGAAUGGAACUUCUCGUUUUAAGCGCUCUUGAUUGGAGGCUCAGAUCCAUUACACCCUUCAGUUUCAUAGAUUUCUUUGCUUACAAGCUCGAUUCAACAAGAGCCUCUAGAAGAUUCUUGGUGUCGCGAGCCACUCAGUUUAUUUUAGCCACCAUCCAAGAGAUUGACUUCCUCGAUUAUGGGCCAUCAGUGGUGGCUGCCGUGGCCGUACUUUGUGCGGCUAAUGCAACUACCGAUCUGCCUUUGAUUAAUCCCGGGGAUGCCGCAUCGUGGUGCAUUGGAUUGAGCAAAGAGAGGAUUCUCAGUUGCUAUGGGUUAAUGCAAGCGGUUGUCGUCGACACCCGCCCGAGAAAGCCUCCGAAAAUCCUACCGCAGCUCAGAGUAACGACCCCGGCUGUGUUGGGCGCUGGCAAUUCGUCUUCGUUAUCAUCUUCCCCUUCCAAGAAAAGGAGAAAGCUGAGUCAUAAAAAAUGGGUGGAGGAUGAUGAUGAUGUGGAGAGAUGAAAGAGAAAAAAUGGUCAUUGCUGAUAUGAGGAGCCUUUUGUUUAAGUGGGUGAUAUUGGAUCCUCAUUAUUUUUAAGAGGAUUGUUUAGAUUGGAUUAACAAAGUGAUUUAGAUUAGUGUUUGGAUAUGUUUGGGAGUUGGGAGGCUUGAGAAAUUUUCUUUUUUUAUUUUUGGGUAUUGCUAUUUAUUAAAGUCCUGAUGAUGGGGAUUGCAGAUUCCCAAGAGAAGUGGAAUUUGUUAUUUUUUUUUCCUGCUUGAGAUAGUGAAAGAGAGAGAAAGAGGUGUUUGUUUGUGGGGUGUAGAGAGAAGGUGGGGAUUGAAUUCAAAGGCUGCAUUGAUUAUUGAAUGAAAGGAGAGGAGAUGGUGGGUCAUGUAAGGGUUGGGAAAGGAGACAUCAUGUGGGUUAGGUAAAUAAGAGAGAGAAAGAGAGAGAAAAAUAAAGAGUCAUUGAAGUGUUGUGUGAUAUAGUCAAGCUUCUCACUCAGUCCUCCAUCAUUGCUAUCAACUUCUUCCUUUAUUAAUGAAGAAGAAGGCUCAAUAGGCAUUGAGCUGUGUGUGACUGCACCCAUAGGAAGUGGGUGCCUUAUCACACGUGUGUAUUUGAUUUGGAUAGGGGGAAAAUCCUCCCCCGUGGCCUAUUUCUGGCCAUCCAAUGUAAAGGCCUUUGAGGGCCUCUAAAGCGUGUUGUAUUUGAAAUAAUGAAUGAAAGUAUAUGUAUCUUACUAAU
This is a messenger RNA of Magnolia sinica, 1897 nucleotides long. RefSeq names its product cyclin-D1-1. NCBI's taxonomy places the organism in Eukaryota, Viridiplantae, Streptophyta, Magnoliopsida, Magnoliales, Magnoliaceae. The transcript is spliced from 6 exons. Gene Ontology annotation, molecular function: cyclin-dependent protein serine/threonine kinase regulator activity. Gene Ontology annotation, cellular component: cytoplasm; cyclin-dependent protein kinase holoenzyme complex; nucleus. Gene Ontology annotation, biological process: mitotic cell cycle phase transition; regulation of cyclin-dependent protein serine/threonine kinase activity. The record is from RefSeq and is a predicted model, not a curated record. Bases 175 to 1170 code for a protein of 331 amino acids.